This is a messenger RNA of Nematostella vectensis (starlet sea anemone), 417 nucleotides long. Its product is annotated as myosin heavy chain kinase C. Gene Ontology annotation, biological process: protein phosphorylation. The transcript has a single exon. The record is from RefSeq and is a predicted model, not a curated record. Gene Ontology annotation, molecular function: ATP binding; protein serine/threonine kinase activity. The coding region runs from base 1 to 417 and encodes 138 amino acids. Lineage: Eukaryota; Metazoa; Cnidaria; Anthozoa; Actiniaria; Edwardsiidae.
AUGACAAAUGAGCUUGGACAGCACAAGUGGGUAACAAUAGAGGAGUAUGUGAAAGGAGACUUUGUCAAGUACAUUACCAAUGACGGAACGAGCUGCGAUUCAGAGGAUGGAUACAUGGAGAUUGAGCAGAAGUGUGUAAGCCUGACCCACUUUUCUAUUGAACAUUCUCUGGGAUUGCUAUUGAUAGUAGACCUGCAGGGGAGUGGUCACACGCUGUAUGACCCAGAGAUUGCCUCACGAGAUCACACAAAAGACGGAAAAUUUUUGUUUGCCGCUGGAAAUCUAUCUCAGACUGCCAUGGAUAACUUCCUGGCUCAGCAUCGAGAGUUUAACAUGUACUGCAAGUUACUCGAGCUAAAACUUGAGAAAGGAAAAAGACUAAGACAAUCAAUAAUACCGAGAGUAAAACAUUCAUAA